AUGGAAAACAUAGGAAAUCAGCCUCUAAGGCAACAUCAGCCAAACCAGAAUUACAUACAAUUAGGGCCCGAUGGGAGACUUGCUUACACACCACUUAUGCCUGGGGCUCCAAUCCCUCAGCCAAGCCAAGUUCAAGGGCAUGUUCAGCUCCCAGCCAUGUCUAUCCCAAAUACAGCAGGCUUACAUCAGGUGAAAGCCAGCCGUGACCGUUGGGCAAAUCGAGUCAUUUGUGCAUCAAUUUUCAUGAUGAUGGUCUCUUUUCUUCACAUUUCAUUUUUAAUUUUCAAAUUAUUCAAUUUAGAUCAGGAGCCUAAAAUACCACCUCAAAUGCUUGUUUUGAAAGCAUUCAUCAUAUCCACGAUGCUUUUUGUUGCAUGGCUUGGCAUCAGAGCUGGCAGGUUGAAGAGCAGCAAACAUGCGAAACUCUAUUUUAAAGCUUUAGUAUUACUCAUUCUUGUAAUGGUAGUCUGUAUUGGAAUUUCAAUAGCUCUUGUACAUACGGGGAAAGUUAGAGGAAAUUAUGGUGAAGGUAAAGAAAGAAAAAGAUAUGGCCAUUGGAAAGAAAUUAAAGGGGGAAAACAUGGCCACUAUGACAAAAAAGAUCAUGGGAAAUGGAGCCCUAACGACCUGCCUGCAGAGGAGCCAGAAGAGUUAAAUCCGAGUUUACUUCAAAACGAGGAUUAUUCGUUCACAGCUAAUGAAGAAAGCCAGCCAGAUAAGCCAGUUGCAGGAGUUUCAUUUGUCUCUCCUGAAGAUUUCUUUGAAGCUCGACCAAAGGAUUACUGGCAUGAUGCAAAUGUGGAAGAAAAUAAGCUGAACCUUGAUGGAUUUUAUGACUUCGAUAACAUGGAUAAUUUUGAUGAUGCCGAUAACAAUGAUGAUAUUGACGAUAUUGAUGAUGUUGAUGAUUAUGAUGAUAUUGAUGAGGAUUCCAAUGAGUUUGAAUCAAGGGUUCAAGGCCAUGGCAAACAUAAUCAUAAAGGUAGCAAAAAUCAUAAGAAGCACAAGCACCACCACGAGGGCAAGCACUUCAGAAAGCACGGGUUUGUUGGAGGGAUGAUUGCUCUUACAAUAGUAUUUUCAGUUAUCGGAUCCUUCCUAUUCUGCGCGAGAAAGCUAUACCGCACAUCAAGAGAGUACGAAGCCUUAGCAUACAGCUCUUUGCCAGAUCCCCAGAACUACGUGCAAAUGUAUGCAGCCCAGCCCUAUGGUGCUGUUCCAGCAAAUAAUGUUGGUUACUAUCCUCAUUUAGCACCUGUCGGAUCAGUUGUGCAAUAA
This is a messenger RNA of Blepharisma stoltei, 1278 nucleotides long. The record is from the annotation of a GenBank genome assembly. Lineage: Eukaryota; Ciliophora; Heterotrichea; Heterotrichida; Blepharismidae.